Molecule: messenger RNA, 3017 nt
Organism: Poecilia latipinna (sailfin molly)
Lineage: Eukaryota; Metazoa; Chordata; Actinopteri; Cyprinodontiformes; Poeciliidae
Gene: akap10
Product: A kinase (PRKA) anchor protein 10
Exons: 13
Coding region: 241-1950 (569 amino acids)
Biological process (GO): intracellular protein localization
Cellular component (GO): mitochondrion; plasma membrane
Source: RefSeq, a predicted model, not a curated record
ACAAUGCUGCUCCCAGAACCAGCCCGGAAGUUGGUCGUUUAUUGACAAUAUGGCCACCGAGCUCGGCUUGGAUUUGAGGAUAAUUUUGAUUUGACAGCACAGACCGGAGGAGAUUCCGAAAUAAAACCGACUUCCGCAUCAGGAGUGUACGGAGCCGAUGCGUUUGAAUGAAGGGAUUCGUGGGACGUCCCUGGGACGGUGAUAGUGAGCAGAGGAAGCGUCCAGAGUGCGAAACCCGUCAUGUCGUUUUUUAAGAGGAAAGCCAAAAGCAAGGAACCCGAGAGAGUAACGGAUGCUAAAGUUAACAAAGUUCCAGUCAGCCCCCACUCUCCAUCACAUGGACUGAAGAACCACAAUGCCGUCCUGGACGCCGCCGGGCCGAGCCACAUGGCCAUCAGCGCCAUAUCAGCCAACAUGGACUCCUUCGCUCGGGGCCGCACCGCCAUCCUCAAGAAGCAGCCGAGCCACAUGGAGGCGGCGCACUUCGGAGACCUCGGGCAUUCCAGCGUGAAUUAUCAGCCCCAGGAGACGCGCUCUCGGAUGUCCAAGACAGUGGACCAGGUCCUCAGAGACAAUGUGGCAAUGCCCCACUUCCUGCACUGCAUGGAGCAGCGUGGCGCCGACCACCUCGUUCGGUUCUGGCUCGAGGCCGAGAACUUCCGCUCGGCCAGCUGGUCGCGGGUCCGAGCGCAAAACCUCAACUCCGUCAAACACAGCUCGCUGGCCGAGCCGGUCCCCGUCUCUCCGGACGGGCCAGAGCUCGAUCAGAAUGCGUUCAACGACCCUGCCCUCCACAACAGCCGCGGGAACCCGUCGCCGCUGUCCACCCGGAGGGACUCGUCGAGCGGGGAAGCCAAGCCGUCUCGGGCGGACACCCCCAGCAGACAGGCGCCCUCCAGGACAGGGACUCCCUCUAAGGGACAUCCCAACAACACUCUGCAAGACUUCUCAGACACUCUCAUGAAAAGUAUGGAAAAGGAUGCUGUUACCAUCUUCACCAAAUACAUUUCUCCAGAUGCUGCAAGGCCCAUCCCCAUCACAGAGCAGAUCAGAAACGAUAUAGUCGCUAAGAUUUGCGGAGAGGACGGCAUGGUGGACCCAAACUGCUUCGUCAUUGCACAGUCGGUUGUCUUCUCCAUACUGGAACAACAGCACUUUACCGAAUUCCUGCGGAGCCACCAUUUCUGUAAAUACCAGAUUGAAGUUUUGACGAGUGGCUCCGUGUUCCUGGCUGACAUCUUGUUCUGUGAGUCAGCGCUCUUCUAUUUCUCAGAGUACAUGGAGAAGGAAGAGGCGAUGAAUAUACUACAGUUCUGGCUGGCUGCGGAUAACUUCCAGAACCAGUUGGCUGCUAAGAAAGGCCAGUAUGACGGCCAGGAGGCUCAAAACGACGCCAUGAUCCUCUAUGAUAAGUAUUUCUCACUCCAGGCCACCAAUCCUCUGGGCUUCGGCGACUCGGUGCGGAUGGAGAUCGAGUCGAACAUCUGCCGGGAGGGAGGGCCGCUCCCUGACUGUUUCACCACGCCUCUCAGACAGGCCUGGACAACCAUGGAGAAGGUGUAUUUGCCCGGCUUCCUGUCCAGCAACAUAUACUACAAAUACCUGAGCGACCUCAUCAACUCGGUGCGGGGCGACGAGUUCGUGAGCGGUCAAGGUCAAGGUCAAGGUCAGGGCGUGCCGGCAGACGGCGACCGCCCUGGCUUGAACGCCGGCGGCGAGAGCUCCCAGGUUCAGCAGGGAGCCAAGAAAGCCGCCAUCAAGAUUCUGAAGAACUUCGACGAGGCGAUCACCGUCGACGUGGCCAGUCUGGAUCCAGAGAUGCUCUACCAGCGGCCGUACGCUGGUAUGAAGGCCCAGGAGGAAAUGGCGUGGAAGAUCGCCAAGAUGAUUGUCAACGACGUCGUCCACCAGUCGAACCACGACAGCCCCGGCAAAUCCACCAAGCUAUGACCCCACUGAGGAACCAAAGGACAGAAAACUCCCUGCAGACUCUGACUAAGUCUGUCGGCUGGAUUUACGCCGCAGUGAAAUGCUUUACCUCCCCCCUCAAAACAAGAACAAAGAAUUUUAUCUCCUCCCCGUUCACCUUAUGCUUGUGUGUGCGUGGGCGUGUGUGUGUGUGUGUGUGUGUGUGUUGCUGUCAGUUCGGGUGUGUGUUAACGCAUGGACCGAGACAAAAACUUGAAGUACUUCAAUCUUCUAUCUCCAAAACACUAUGAAGAUGCACAUGAGGGCCUCGCAUUAAGACACUCCUGCAGGAAAACAUUCAGCACGUGUCCAGCAGCAGCAUUUUGAUACUACGGUUUAUUGCUUAUCUCGGACCUAUGGAGGAUUCUACUAGGACUUCAUUAAAUUCACUCCCACACGGCACCUUUUUGUUUUUAGAAGCAUUCCUUGUUUUUUACGUGACUUCCUCUCGCCUGGUUGUACCACUUAGAGCCAAUCAGCAAGUUUUCGAGUCGUAGUCACAGAAGCAGCGUGGAGUUGUUUACUAAUUUUAGCCGUCCCGCCCUGGCCCUUUGUGUACUGCAGAGCGUCUCGCGACGUGACUGUGAAUCAGGCAGGCGAAGAAAGAGCGGAUCCUGUGCUUGGACUAGGCACCUUUACUGAACGAUAGAAUAAUACUCCAGCUAUGACAGAAAACUCCAGACUCCACGUCCUUAAGGUUCUAUACAUAUAUAAAUAUAUAUAUAUAUAUAUAUAUAGAUAUAAAUUCUGGUUUAUCCCUUAUAUGAAUAUUUGUCUUUUUUUUUUUUUUUUUGUAAUUGUGAUCUUAGUUUUUAUACACAUAAGCAUUGCUGACCCAAAACUCAGUAAUGAAUUGACUGCUAAACUGGAAGGUGUGCUCAUUUAUUUUUAUUUUAUUUUUUAUUUCUUUUGAGCCUUACCUAGAUGUGGAAAGGAACCAGAAAAAAAAACUCUUGGUACCAUGUACCACUGUUUUUGACAUGUAUGUGUACUUGAUCUAUAAUAUAUUUAAAAUGUGUUUGAUUCAAAUACAAUUAUUAUAAAACAUG